GUAGCCCACACACCAGAUAUCAUUAAAUUUUUACCACCAAUUGCACCAAUUGGAAAAAAAAAAAUAAAUAAAACAAUCCACUCAACUCCAAUUAAAGACAUCAGGACCAAUCGAUAAAUCGUUGAUCAUUAAAUUUUCUCUGUUGAAUUCUUGAUAAUUAACUUGUGGCUUUAAAAUUCCGAUCGUUAAUUGAAUUAAUAAAAAAUAAGGUAAAUUUUGCGGAUAAUCCGUGGGACACCGGAGUUUAAAUUGUGUUGUCCUCGGGGAUGAUGGGGCUUUGAUCCUCCGGUGAUUUUGGGGUUUUUCCUAUUAUCGCGGAUUCCCGCGUUUUUGGUCGCCGUUGGUUAUGAAUUUUUGGGUGAUAUGGCAACGGUAACGAGGUACUGCAGGAGUCAGGGUGAUAAGGAUGCCGUUAUCACCUCGACGAAUUGUCCGCCGAGCAGCUUUCCUGAUAAGUUUCAGGACUUCUUCGCUGCACUCAAUGAAGACACCGAUGAUCUGCCCACUAUGCUAGAGGAUAAACUCAUACCUCGGAGGACUGACAGUCCGGAUGCCAAGAAAAAUAACACGAGGUGGGGAAAACGUGCGUUUCAACGUCGAAGUAGCGAAAUCGAAGUCCGAUUGCAUGGAGGAGGUCAUUCUGGAGUUGGACAAUCGCAUUCUAUCACGGAAUCUUCUAAAUCGCCAACAGGAUCACGCAGAAGGAGCUGCAGCAUCGCCGUUGCCAGACCAACACCGGAUCUGCACAGGUUCCUGCAGGCAGAGGCAGGCCCCUGGGGGCACUUAUCCCCAUCCCCGAGGAGUCCCACCAGAAACAGCAUUCUGAGUCCUGGGGCUGUCUCGAUGACACCCCAUUUGAGUCCUAGUCCAACAAGUCCAUCAGCUCCUGGCACCGCCUCCAGGACACGCCAGGACCGACAACAACGGGGAAGGACCAGCAGUAUGCCUGCAGUGCCUAGACACCGACCGAUGCUCGCGGAUACGAAACGCGGGGGAAUUUUUGGAGACGCCGAGGACGAGGACGACGUGGAGUAUUAUCGGCUGAGAUCUUUCUCCAUAACUGCCAAUGGAGUUUUCAAUCUUGGAGAUUCCCUGAAGACCCGAAGGAGCAAGAGCAUCAACAGCGUCACAUCAUCAGGAACAAGUUGCAGCAGCACCAGAGACGCCAGAUUACUCAGCUCAGCAUCUCAGCAGUCGUGUAUCGAGGCAGAUGAUAACGCUGAUAAUGAGAACAAAGUCACUAGCUACAAGGUUGGCAUGCUGGGGGCUUCUGGAGUUGGAAAAACAGCUCUCACUGUACAAUUCACCACUAGCGAAUAUAUUUGCGCUUAUGAUGCUUCUCUUGAUGAUGAAUACGGGCAGAAGAGUGUGUCGGUGAUGAUUGACGGCCAGGAAACUGAGCUAGAGAUCAUAGAUCAUCCGGCAUCGGAGAUGGCAGUGGAAAGUUUCUGCGCGACGUACAAUCCCGACGUGUACGUGGUUGUCUACUCCGUGGUGGACAGACGAAGUCUCAAAACCGCGGAAGAGACACUCCUUUAUCUCUGGAAAGGUGACUACAUGGCCACCCACGGGGUCAUCCUCGUCGGCAAUAAAGUUGAUCUAGAGAGGAAACGAGAGGUUCCAUCCAUGUUGGGCAGAAGACUCGCCAACACUUGUGGCUGCAAAUUCAUCGAGACAUCCUCAGGUCUUGCCCACCACGUGGAUGAGCUCCUGGUGGGAGUUCUAGCCCAGAUAAAACUAAAUCCUCAACGGGCACGGGAUCAAGUGACAAGACGGAGAAGAAGCAAACAGCGACGUAAAAUCCUGAAGCAUCUCCUGGGAUUCAAGAGAAAAACCAAAAGCUGCGAGAAUCUAUUCACCCUCUGAUUGGAAAUUAGAAUAAUCUCUUCAU
Fopius arisanus is the source of this 1891-nucleotide messenger RNA. RefSeq lists its product as uncharacterized. The transcript is spliced from 8 exons. The record is from RefSeq and is a predicted model, not a curated record. Gene Ontology annotation, cellular component: plasma membrane. The coding region runs from base 364 to 1866 and encodes 500 amino acids. NCBI's taxonomy places the organism in Eukaryota, Metazoa, Arthropoda, Insecta, Hymenoptera, Braconidae. Gene Ontology annotation, molecular function: GTP binding; GTPase activity; calcium channel regulator activity.